Messenger RNA from Alosa sapidissima (American shad), 940 nucleotides. RefSeq lists its product as uncharacterized. The record is from RefSeq and is a predicted model, not a curated record. Lineage: Eukaryota; Metazoa; Chordata; Actinopteri; Clupeiformes; Clupeidae. Gene Ontology annotation, molecular function: cysteine-type peptidase activity. The transcript is spliced from 13 exons. Gene Ontology annotation, biological process: proteolysis. Bases 61 to 819 code for a protein of 252 amino acids.
UACGCGAAGAAGACACUGAUAUUUCCUCUGUGGACUCGAGGGCAUUAUCUGCUUUGUGUCAUGGAGCCACUGAAAACAUUAAUCUUGUUCAUGGACUCGAUGUAUGCCAAGAAAGAACAAGGCUUUGGGCACAAGCCUUAUCAACACAUUUUGAGGGCUCUUGCACAGAGGAUAGCACCAGGACCUUGGCAGGAACAGACAGGGCUGGACAUUGAGGGCCUCCCACAGCAACAUUUUGGUGUUGACUGUGGAAUUUUCAUGAUCAUGUAUGCUUGGUACAUCGCACUGGAGACACCAUUUGAUUUCUCCAUACAUGACAUGCCCUACCUGAGGAGGUGGUGGUGCACAGUGUUAAUGGAGAAUCUGGAGAUCGAGGGGCAUGGAAGAAGAUUCGCACAUUUCACAGAGGAGGGCAGAAAGACGGCAGACGGUAGUGUGGCACCUGUUUUCCGUGUGCCACGAAAAAGGAAGCUGGACACUAUGGAUGGUAAUGGGCAGAUAAUAGUUGGGCCACCAGCAGCAACAUCAGCAGCUCCUACAGCCCCAACAGCAGCUCCAACAGUCCAGUGUGACAGCUGUGUCUCCAUUGAACAGAGAGAAGAGAGUUUCAGUGAAUUAGAGGACUUCAAUGAAGAAUGUGAGGACACAAGUUGUGAGGAAAGAGAAGAGCGUUUGUGUGAGAUACAGGAGCUCAGCAAAGACUACCAGAACACUAAAUGGACCUACAGUACACAAGUGUCCAUUGCUGCACACAGGAGAGGCAUCAAGCAAGUGAGAGCAUGCUCUUCGAAGAGGCAAAAAAGGCAGCAGACUGGUUGAAUGAAAACAGUGGGCUGAUAAAAAAUAAAUAUUGGCUGCCACGGGUGUUGGACAUGGAGGCGGAAGAGCAGGAGGAGGUGCUGGCCAGACAGUUUGUCCAGUUGGACGUUGAAAACAUGAA